AUGGCCAAGAAAGCCGGAGCCGCUCUGAAGAGCAUCCUGACCCUCCACUAUGUCCUCGCGUUCUGCUGCGCUGCCAUCGUCAUGGGCAUCUUCUCCUACUUCCUUGCGACACUCGCCAAGCGUAACGACCCCAUCUCCAACAAAUGGAACGCUGUCACCGGCAUGUCGGGUGCCGCCGUCAUCUACCUCAUCUUCGCCAUUCUCUUGACUGCCUUCAUUGGCGGCAUCAGUUUCCUCGGCUACCUCGCCGUCCUCCUUAAUCUCCUCUUCUGCGGCGCCUUCAUCGCCAUUGCCGUGCUCACACGCGAUGGCACGCGCAGGUGCAACAGCACCGUUCCCACGCCAUUAGGCACUGGCAACGGCUUGGCUUGCAGACUGAACAAGACGGUCUUCAUUGUCUCGAUCAUCGCAGCUGUCCUCUUACUCCUCGCCGCCGUCGCCCAGCUGCUCCUUGUCCGCCAGCAUAAGAAGGAGAAGGCCUUUGGCCCGUCUCCCACCAACGGCUACACCUCUGGCACCAGCAAGCCCAAGUUCUGGCAGCGCAAGCCCAAGACAACUCCCGUCCACGACACCGAGAUGUCUGCUGGAACCGGCAGCCUCGGCGUGCCCCACCCCAACGUCCGACCAUCGCACGACACCGGCUACACCGGCUCCACGAUGUCUCCUGCCGGCGCUUACGAGUCAACGCCAAAGCACUCAGUCGCUCAUGACGUCCCGCACAAACCUGCCGUGCACAACGACGGCCACCGCACUGGCGCGCACCCGGCUGGUCUCAUGCCUGGACAUGGCGCCGGGCACAACGUUGGGCAUGCUCAAGUCACGCCCAACAUCCCGCCAGCGAUCGACCACGGCGGGUACCAUGUUGACCCUACCCCGUCGGGAAUCAACCACAACCACCCGUACGCACUGGACGCUCCUCGCGGCACGGUGGCUACCAACUACUAA
Coniosporium apollinis CBS 100218 is the source of this 945-nucleotide messenger RNA. RefSeq lists its product as uncharacterized. The transcript has 2 exons. The record is from RefSeq and is a predicted model, not a curated record. The coding region runs from base 1 to 945 and encodes 314 amino acids. NCBI's taxonomy places the organism in Eukaryota, Fungi, Ascomycota, Dothideomycetes.